This is a messenger RNA of Didymella exigua CBS 183.55, 321 nucleotides long. RefSeq lists its product as uncharacterized. Lineage: Eukaryota; Fungi; Ascomycota; Dothideomycetes; Pleosporales; Didymellaceae. The annotation marks the transcript as partial. The record is from RefSeq and is a predicted model, not a curated record. The transcript has a single exon.
ACUCACCCUGCUCCCCCUGCGGAGACUCACCCCGCUCCCCCUGCGGAGACCCACCCCGCUCCCCCUGCGGAGACCCACCCUGCUCCUCCUGCUGCAACCUACCCUGCCUCUGUUCCCGCUCCUCCUGCUGCGACCUACCCGGCCUCUGUUCCCGCUCCCAGCGCGAGUGUGCCCGCGCCGGCCCCUAGCAAGUCCACUCCCGCUGCUUCGGGCCCUGCUGCUGCCACUUCCGCGCCUGCCCAGUUCACUGGUGCCGCAAGCUCCAACAAGGCUUUCGUCGCUUUCGUCGCUGGUGCCGUUGCCUUCGCUGUCCUGGCUUAA